Dacryopinax primogenitus is the source of this 879-nucleotide messenger RNA. RefSeq lists its product as uncharacterized. Lineage: Eukaryota; Fungi; Basidiomycota; Dacrymycetes; Dacrymycetales; Dacrymycetaceae. Gene Ontology annotation, molecular function: zinc ion binding; nucleic acid binding. The transcript has a single exon. Gene Ontology annotation, biological process: nuclear DNA replication; mitotic DNA replication checkpoint signaling; mitotic DNA damage checkpoint signaling. Bases 1 to 879 code for a protein of 292 amino acids. Gene Ontology annotation, cellular component: spliceosomal complex; nucleus. The record is from RefSeq and is a predicted model, not a curated record.
AUGACAGACGUACGCUCCCUCCUCCGUUCCCACCAGCAGUCGACUACUAGAAUAACUCAUCCACUCGCAUCAUAUAAUGCUGCAGGGGCACUGAGAUGUCUAGCAUGUGGGACACCCGUUCAGCCUCGAGCGUGGGAGGGACACGUCGUCUCCAAGUCCCAUCGAAAACGGGCAGCAACAUUGAAAGCGGAAGAAGGGAGGAAGGGAAAGAGGAAACAUGAGGAGGAAGAGGAGGUGAGGGAGGAUAAGAGACCGAGGCUGAUGCCUGAAGAAGAAGCGGAAGAUGUAGAGAUGAAGGAUGCACAAGCUUCACCGCCUACUGCAGCUUUCCCUGCUGGCUUCUUCUCCGACCCAUCAAGAGCACCACCACCCCGCGACCAUACACCAGACGGCGAACCCCCUCCCCCUCCUAGCACUGCAUCUCUCCCUGAUAUUCCUCUUCCCGCAGCAGCCCCAUCAGCGCUAGACGCAGAGUUCGACCUCUUUUUACAAGAUGUGCUCGCCCCUUCCGCACCACCACCACCGGAAGAACAGAUGUUCGCACGAGCGACUGUGUUUGCCGAGCCUGAGCUUGCGACCCCUGAGCGUCCGGAAGGCUUCCCCCCAUCUGCUGCUGUUGCCUCCCACCCCGCCGAACCCAUACCCGCUGAACGUGCGCGCCCGCGGACGGACGUACAGACCGCUUCUGGCGAGGCACCGCGUGCAGAAGAGACAGAGUCCGAGAAGAGAGAAAGGAAGGAGAGGGAAGAGAGGGAGCUGAUUAUGGAUCGGUUGAAGGAGGAAGAACGGGCGCAGGAGGAGGCGGAUGGGAGGGUGGAGAGGUUGAGGGCGAAAUUGGAGGGUAUGAGGAAGCUGAGAAGAGAGAAGAUGGGUCGGUGA